CGACCUACGUGGUCGUAUUCAAAAUAGAGAUGAUAACAUGAUGAACGAAGAAUGAUGAUCACAGAGGUCAUAUAUCGGGCCGUGAAGACUGAAGAUGAGAAAAGAACAGCGAUAACAUUUAAAAUGAAGACUACCACCUUUUAAUCACGACGAAGAUAAAAGAAAGAAUAAUUAAAAUCACGAAGACAAUGCACCGUGAAGAAUGAAGAUAUGUAGACAAGGACAGCGGGAACAGUGAAGAUGAAGACUACGAGCACCUAACUAUCACGAUGAAGAGAGAAGAAAGAAGAAUGAAAAUUACGAAGACAAUGGGCCCUGAAGACCGAAGAUGUGAAGACAAGGACAACGGGAGCAGUGAAGAUGAAGACUACGAGCACCUAACUAACACGAUGAAGAAAGAAGAAAGAAGAAUGAAAAUCACGAAGACAAUGGGCCCUGAAGACCGAAGAUGUGAAGACAAGGACAACGGGAGCAGUGAAGAUGAAGACUACGAGCACCUAACUAUCACGAUGAAGAGAGAAGAAAGAAGAAUGAAAAUCACGAAGACAAUGGGCCGUGAAGACCGAAGAUAUGAAGACAAGGACAACGGGAGCAGUGAAGAUGAAGACUACGAGCACCUAACUAUCACGAUGAAGAGAGAAGAAAGAAGAAUGAAAAUCACGAAGACAAUGGGCCGUGAAGACCGAAGAUAUGAAGACAAGGACAACGGGAGCAGUGAAGAUGAAGACUACGAGCACCUAACUAUCACGAUGAAGAGAGAAGAAAGAAGAAUGAAAAUCACGAAGACAAUGGGCCGUGAAGACUGAAGAUGUGAAGACAAGGACAACGGGAGCAGUGAAGAUGAAGACUACGAGCACCUAACUAUCACGAUGAAUAGAGAAGAAAGAAGAAUGAAAAUCACGAAGACAAUGGGCCGUGAAGACCGAAGAUGUGAAGACAAGGACAACGGGAGCAGUGAAGAUGAAGACUCCGAGCACCUAACUAUCACGAUGAAGAGAGAAGAAAGAAGAAUGAAAAUCACGAAGACAAUGGGCCUUGAAGACCUAAGAAAUGAAGACAAGGACAACGGGAGCAGUGAAGAUGAAGACUACGAGCACCUGACUAUCACGAUGAAGAGAGAAGAAAGAAGAAUGAAAAUCACGAAGACAAUGGGCCCUGAAAACAAGGACAGCGGGAGCAGUGAAGAUGAAGACUACGAGCACCUAACUAUCACGAUGAAGAGAGAAGAAAGAAGAAUGAAAAUCACGAAGACAAUGGGCCGUGAAGACUGAAGAUGUGAAGACAAGGACAACGGGAGCAGUGAAGAUGAAGACUACGAGCACCUAACUAUCACGAUGAA
Messenger RNA from Vanessa tameamea, 1339 nucleotides. RefSeq lists its product as uncharacterized. The transcript has 2 exons. The record is from RefSeq and is a predicted model, not a curated record. Lineage: Eukaryota; Metazoa; Arthropoda; Insecta; Lepidoptera; Nymphalidae. The coding region runs from base 270 to 806 and encodes 178 amino acids.